GGCUGCGCGCCCCCAGAGGUCCGGGUUUGCGCUGAAGUUGGGGAGCCGUGAGGAUCCCCCCCGUGGGUGUCGCGCCCCGGCCUCGGCCGCACCUCGGGCUGGGAAGCCACGUGUGCCCGCCUCCGACCCUCGGCAGAGGCGUCGUAGGCCAGGAAGAGCUGAAGUUCUGCGGCACCGGCGUCCGUCUCGGGACGGUCCUUUCCGCUGCAACUUUCUCUGGAUAGAGGCCUCCUCUUUGGUGCUGAAGUCACGACCCCAUCGAUUUCUCCUUCCUCCCACCCCUCCCGCCCUCCUUCAGCCUGAGGGAACCCGAGGCGCAGAGGGCUGAGAAUGAGGCGAUAGUGGAGGAUGAAGACAUAGCCUUGGAGCCCCGAGGACAAUGAAACCGACGCCCCUGCUGCAGCUGGCGCUGCUUCUUGUCCUGCCCAGGAGCCUGAGGGGGAAAGGGUGUCCUUCUCCGCCCUGCAAAUGCCACCAGGAGGACGACUUCAGAGUCACCUGCAAGGAUAUCCACCGCAUCCCCAACUUACCGCCCAGUACGCAGACCCUGAAGUUUAUAGAGACUCAUCUGAAAACCAUUCCCAGUCAUGCAUUUUCAAAUCUGCCCAAUAUUUCCAGGAUCUACUUGUCAAUAGAUGCAACUCUGCAGCGGCUGGAAUCACAUUCCUUCUACAAUUUGAGUAAAAUGACUCACAUAGAGAUUCGGAAUACCAGAAGCUUAACUUACAUAGACCGCAGCGCCCUGAAAGAGCUCCCCCUUCUAAAGUUCCUUGGCAUUUUCAACACUGGACUUAGAGUAUUCCCAGACCUGACCAAAGUUUAUUCCACUGAUGUAUUCUUCAUACUUGAAAUUACAGACAACCCCUACAUGACUUCGAUCCCUGCAAAUGCUUUUCAGGGCCUGUGCAAUGAAACCUUGACACUGAAACUAUACAACAAUGGCUUUACUUCAGUCCAAGGACAUGCUUUCAAUGGGACAAAGCUGGAUGCUGUUUACCUGAACAAGAAUAAAUACCUGACAGCUAUUGACAAAGAUACAUUUGGAGGAGUUUACAGUGGACCAACCUUGCUGGAUGUCUCUCAUACCAGUGUUACUGCCCUGCCAUCCAAAGGCCUGGAACACCUGAAGGAAUUGAUAGCAAGAAACACUUGGACUCUAAAGCAACUUCCACUUUCCUUGAGUUUCCUUCAUCUCACACGGGCUGACCUUUCUUAUCCGAGCCACUGCUGUGCUUUUAAGAAUCAGAAGAAAAUCAGAGGAAUCCUUGAGUCUUUAAUGUGUAAUGAGAGCAGUAUUCGGAGCCUGCGUCAGAGAAAAUCUGUGAAAGCUGUAAAUGGUCCCUUCGAACAAGAAUAUGAAGAGGAUCUGGGUGACGGCAGCGCUGGGUACAAGGAAAACUCCAAGUUCCAGGAUACCCACAGCAACUCUCAUUAUUACGUCUUCUUAGAAGAACAAGAGGAUGAGAUCAUUGGUUUUGGCCAAGAGCUCAAAAACCCCCAGGAAGAGACCCUACAGGCCUUCGACAGCCAUUAUGACUACACCGUGUGUGGGGGCAGUGAAGACAUGGUGUGUACCCCCAGGUCGGAUGAGUUCAACCCCUGUGAAGACAUAAUGGGCUACAAAUUCCUGAGAAUCGUGGUGUGGUUUGUUAGUCUGCUGGCUCUCCUGGGCAAUGUUUUUGUCCUGGUCAUCCUCCUCACGAGCCACUACAAACUGACUGUCCCACGCUUUCUCAUGUGCAACUUGGCCUUCGCAGAUUUCUGCAUGGGGAUGUACCUGCUCCUCAUAGCCUCCGUAGACCUCUACACGCAGUCUGAGUACUACAACCAUGCCAUCGACUGGCAGACAGGCCCUGGGUGCAACACAGCUGGUUUCUUCACCGUCUUUGCCAGCGAAUUGUCAGUGUACACACUGACAGUCAUCACCCUGGAGCGCUGGUACGCCAUCACCUUCGCAAUGCGCCUGGACCGCAAGAUCCGCCUCAGGCACGCCUACGCCAUCAUGGUUGGGGGCUGGGUUUGCUGCUUCUUGCUCGCCCUGCUCCCUUUGGUGGGAAUAAGCAGCUAUGCUAAGGUCAGUAUCUGCCUGCCCAUGGACACCGAGACUCCUCUUGCCCUGGCAUAUAUUAUCCUUGUUCUGUUGCUCAACAUAGUUGCCUUUAUCAUCGUCUGCUCCUGUUACGUGAAGAUCUACAUCACAGUCCGGAAUCCCCAGUACAACCCGGGGGACAAAGACACCAAAAUUGCCAAAAGGAUGGCUGUGUUGAUCUUCACUGACUUCAUGUGCAUGGCCCCAAUCUCAUUCUAUGCUCUGUCAGCACUUAUGAACAAGCCUCUCAUCACCGUUACCAACUCCAAAAUCUUGCUGGUUCUCUUCUACCCACUUAACUCCUGUGCCAAUCCAUUCCUCUAUGCCAUUUUCACCAAAGCCUUCCAGAGGGAUGUGUUUAUCCUGCUCAGCAAGUUCGGUAUCUGUAAACGUCAGGCUCAGGCAUACCGGGGUCAGAGAAUUUCUGCAAAGAACAGCACCGGUUUUCAGGUCCAAAAGGUUACCCAAGACAUGAGGCAAAGUCUCCCCAACAUGCAGGACAACUAUGAACUGCUUGAAAACUCCCAUCUAACCCCAAAUAAGCAGGACCAAAUCUCAAAAGAGUAUAAGCAAACAGUUUUGUAAGUGGUAGGGGGACUUGGGCUGGUUUCUUGAGCAUGCAUUCCAACCACUGACACAACACACAGUUGACCCAACCUGCAGGUAGUGUUCAGCUCUGGAGAGGGACUAGCCUUAACCUAGUCAUUGCCUCCAAGAAGGAAGAGAGGCUACCGACAUGUCUGAAUUCCAGGUGAUAUCAAAGUAAUGUAUACUUUCUGGAAGAGUUGCUGGAUGCUAAGUGCAGUGAUGACAUUGUGUAAAAUGCUUAAUAAAUAUCACCUGAGCCAUGUUGACAUUGAGCUUUCUCACUUUCAUACUAGAGAUUCAGCAAAUGGCAAAUGCUAUUAACUUGGUUGGUGACCACAAGAUAAAACUGGCCCCAUGUUGGUUUAGUUCCACUUCGUGUUCCCUGAUACAACCCAAGAGAGUUUGAGUCCCUAGAAACUGAAAAGUCAAGCAGAACAUCAUGCACGGAACAGCUAUUUUGACACACGAAGGAGGGGGAAGGUGUAGAUUUGAGUUGUUUUUUCAGACUCUGAAACUUAAUCAUCUCUGCACAAGAAUCUACCUGAUGUGACCCAACUGUUGCCUGGAAAAACUGGCAAGAUUUCAGCUGUUGUGGCUGAGCAGACUAAGAAUUACUCUUCUUGGCCAGUCUUCUGGCAUUAAAGAUGUGAACUCUAGAAAGUACUUAUAAAUAGUGACAAGUGGGAAUUAUGAGCGGGGCACACUAGAUCUCCCACUGAUUAAUAAAGCAGGCUGGACACUAGUUUACUAUUGGAUCUUGGGCAAAUUACUGGGCUUCUAAAGUCUGUAGAAAUGAAGGAGAUUGAUGGCCUCUUCCAGUUUUAAAACUCCAUGUAUAUCCCUUUCCCUCAAAACAUAGGUUGCCAUGACAAAGAGAAAGAAAAACAAUAAGGAAGCAGAAUCUGUUUUUCCUAUCUUGUAGGAAAAACAAUGUGCCAUCUCCUUCUCUUUGGAGCCUAGACAUAUGACCCAGCAAAUUUUUUCUUUGUUUCAUUUUUGGUUAUGAUGUCUGAACCAGAAAUUCUAUUGAGUGACCAUACUGGGUUGGCUCUGAACCACUCAUCUAAUUAUUAGAUCUACACAGCUAUAAUUAUCAGGCCAAAACCAGAUUGAUAUUCACACAAUAGAAUUAGGGUUAGGGUGGUUUUGCAAAUGCUUGUUAUUUAGAGUUACUACUUCACUGUGCAGGUUCACUUCAAACAUUUAACUUGUCUUCAGGGAUUGGUUUCUUUACUUAGCCUUUUCUGACCCAUAAUACAGUACUAAAGAGAGGUUUCUUCUCUCUGAAACUGCCAGCUCUUUCCAACCUUGUUGACCACUGGACAUAAAAUCUUUAUUCCCUAACAGUGCUCCCUUACUUAAUAUGGUCAGGAUUUUUAUCUAUAGAUGUAUUCUCCAGGUUAUCUGUCAAGACAGUCCCUUAAUUUCAUCCCAAAGGGAGAUGGCAUUUGCUUCUCAGUGCUCAUGAACCACACUGUGCAUUAAAACCACAGCAUGAAUUAAAAGCUUGUGUUAAGUCUAUGGAGUGGGGCAAGUGGGCCCAGUGGGUCCCCAGAGAUGGUGACCCUGACUUACCUGGAAACUCUCAAUAGCCAUACCCAUUCCUGAUUAUCAGUGAGACAUGGAUUAGAUGUCUUAGUAGAAAUAUUACACACACCUAAAAUCAUGACUAAUCCACCAGUUCACUUGUAACUAAUGAAAUUAAACAAAUGUGUUACCUUUGACAUGUAUUUCUCAUCUGUAACAUUUUGAAAUACCACAUCCUGAUAAAUAAUGUGUUUUAUCUUGAGUAGUUGAAAUAAUGCUUUGGAAACAGUCCUAGAAAAGUAACUUCGACAGAAUUGUUGCUAAAAUUUGCAUUUGCAACAUGAAGUAAAUUUUCUUCCUAUGAAAUGACUAUGCUGAGUCCUAAAGUAUUGCUUUUUGUAAUUUGUGAGCUUCUGUAGAGUUAUUAUUAUAUGUGUUAAAACUAAAGACAGGAAAAAAAUUGGCACAUUGGCUAAUAA
This is a messenger RNA of Aethalodelphis obliquidens (Pacific white-sided dolphin), 4683 nucleotides long. It is a transcript of the gene TSHR, whose product is annotated as thyroid stimulating hormone receptor. Gene Ontology annotation, biological process: hormone-mediated signaling pathway; activation of adenylate cyclase activity; adenylate cyclase-activating G protein-coupled receptor signaling pathway. The transcript has 11 exons. Lineage: Eukaryota; Metazoa; Chordata; Mammalia; Artiodactyla; Delphinidae. Bases 380 to 2674 code for a protein of 764 amino acids. Gene Ontology annotation, cellular component: plasma membrane. The record is from RefSeq and is a predicted model, not a curated record. Gene Ontology annotation, molecular function: thyroid-stimulating hormone receptor activity; G protein-coupled peptide receptor activity.